This is a messenger RNA of Zasmidium cellare ATCC 36951, 2160 nucleotides long. RefSeq lists its product as uncharacterized. Gene Ontology annotation, biological process: regulation of DNA-templated transcription; DNA-templated transcription. The record is from RefSeq and is a predicted model, not a curated record. The coding region runs from base 1 to 2160 and encodes 719 amino acids. The transcript is spliced from 11 exons. NCBI's taxonomy places the organism in Eukaryota, Fungi, Ascomycota, Dothideomycetes, Mycosphaerellales, Mycosphaerellaceae. Gene Ontology annotation, molecular function: DNA-binding transcription factor activity, RNA polymerase II-specific; DNA binding; zinc ion binding.
AUGGACGACGAUAGCUCUGCUGGAAACAACAGUCGGCGACAGCCCUCCGCGGUGUCGUCGCUGAAAGCGUGUGAGGAAUGCCGCACAAGAAAAAUUCGCUGCGAUCGAAAUCGUCCCUGUGCUCAUUGCCGAGCUGCGAAUCUAGUAUGCCGGGACAACACCCAGCCCACAGAGGCUCGAGCCAGGGUGACGAUCUCCAAGCAAUACGAGAACAAGAUUGACCGCAUCGAGAAUCGGCUGGCCAACAUAGAGCGUCUACUUCGCAAUGGAGCAAGCACUUCUUCCUCGCCUGCAGAUGCGCAUCAGACUCCUUCCUCGGUCGACUCUCAAGGCGGUUCGAAGAAGUCGAGACGUGAGAUCGCUACGGCUGAGUAUCUGGAUGACGAGUCUGCUGCCGCGACGCCUUUUGCUGGCUUUACAAGCAUGCAAGCAGAAACGUUAGCUGCGAAGGAUGCCCUGGAGCAGACCGUAGGAAGCAGCCCUAGCAUCACUCAGGACCGCCAGCUAAAUGAGGCGCUCUCAUCACUCCGAAGCAUAGUUGGCCGUCUGAAGGGUGAAGGCAAUGGUCCUGGCGCAGUCUCUGCUCCCUCUCCAGCAGCGGAUGCUUCAGAAGAUGCCGGUAUCCCGCCAUGGGAUCAAGCUCGUGUCGUUUUGGAAAGAGCAAAGCCGCAACCACCUGCGGUGUUCUCCAUGUGCUUGCCGUGCACACCCUUCGAGACAUGGGUUAAGAAAGUCGAAGAGGUGUACGACCCUCGUUGUGAUGUAUCCCUGGCUCACAGACUCGUCGUUUACACUGGCUGCGUUUGUCUAAGUGGCGAAUACAGUGCUUUGGAGAAGGAUCAAACUGCCGAAUGGUAUGACACACUCUCCAAGAGCUUUCAGCGAGCCACCCUCAAGGCCAUAGGCGAGCUGCCUUUGGCCGUUUCACCGACCUGGGAUAAUAUGGAAGCGAUCCUCGCAGCGGCCACCGUGUGCAUUGAUAUGUGCAAGCCGUCCUUGUCAUGGACCCUCACGUCUGUUGCGGCCAGACUGAUCCAGGUCCUUGGCUAUCAUCGCGUGUCCUCGUUAUCGCAAGACGAGCCGAGAGAGCGAAAUCGGAAGCUUCUCAUGUUUUGGAUGACAUACAUCAUGGACAGGAACACUUCUCUCCGUGUUGGACGCACCCCUUCCAUUCAAGAUUACGACGUCGAUGUUCCCAGGCCGCAGCCAUCCCGAGACAUCGAUGCCCCCUUGUUACAUUUGUUGAACUUUUGGAUCGAUGUUUCCAGAGUCCAGGGCAAGAUUUGUUGGCUGUACAGUCCAGGUGCUCUAUCACAGACAUUGGAAGAGCGUAGUCGCAUGGUCAACGAGCUCGCAAUCGAACUCAACACCGCGUACGAAGGCAGAGUAAAGGCAAACGACCUCAUCCUGCCUUUGUUCACGGACCCCAAGGCACAAUUCUCCACCGCAGAGCCGAUGCUCGAAGGGGACAAAAUUGCGCACUACACUGCCUUGACGUUAGUUUUGCAAGCCAUCCCGGCCACGAAGCUGGAUCAAGCUCCCGCUCUUGAAGCCGCAAGAGCCUGCCUUGGUGUUUGCCGCGAUCUGCAGCGGAAUUAUUCAAGCAAUGAGUAUUUGUGGGCAGGCUACUGCCAUUGGGUGAUCUUACACAACCCUCUGACACCAUUUACUGUUGUAUUUGGCAAUGUUAUAACGAAGCACGAGGCGGCGUUAGACGACCUUCAACUUCUGGAGGACUAUUGCAUCUCACUACAGCCUGCUCGUCGAAUUUCAGAGGGUGUCGAAAAGUUCUACCAGCUCUGCUCAGUCUUCUACAAAGUCGCCGAGGCAUACGUCCGUGCCAAACAGCAGGAGAGCAGACGUCGCAUUCCCAGCAGCAAGGCUCCUAUUGGCUCAAACCAGCAGUGGAAUCAACCUUUGACGGGCGAGUUUGAUGAGUACUUAUCGGCCUUGGGAUUUGCGCCGCAGCAGAACCUGCCACCGGUCAGCAACGACCUGAACGCCAUGGACACUGAUAUGUCUGCGUACCUUCAACAGGACUGGUAUACCGGCAACGUCUCGCUGUACGGCCUGGUCGAACAAGAUAUCAAUAACAUGGGUACCUGGGGAUUCGACAUGCCGACUGAUACCUGGACUGCCGACGGCUCAUAUCGAGGAUAA